Molecule: messenger RNA, 2184 nt
Organism: Silurus meridionalis
Lineage: Eukaryota; Metazoa; Chordata; Actinopteri; Siluriformes; Siluridae
Gene: chpt1
Product: choline phosphotransferase 1
Exons: 8
Coding region: 193-1344 (383 amino acids)
Biological process (GO): phospholipid biosynthetic process
Cellular component (GO): endoplasmic reticulum membrane; Golgi apparatus
Molecular function (GO): diacylglycerol cholinephosphotransferase activity
Source: RefSeq, a predicted model, not a curated record
CUCAGUGAUUUCCUGCUCCCUGUAAUGUUCUCCGGAUGUUCUGACGGAUUGACUUUUGGUUCCGCGCAAGAAAAUGCUUGUUUACAUCUAAUCUCCGCGCGCGUCUUACUCACGAAUCGCGGGUGGAGAUAAACCGCAGAACCGGUGGUUUUCCGGUGUGUGUGUGUGUGUGUGUGUGUGUGAGGCUCGGCGAUGCCCCGCUGCCUGUGCUCGGAGCCGCUGUCCCCGGCGCAGUUGAAGCGGCUGGAGGAGCACCGCUACAGCUCUGAGGGUCGCUCGAUACUCGAACCUGCGUGUCAAAUCUACUGGAACUGGUUAGUGCAGCAGAUCCCCACGUGGCUCGCGCCCAACACCCUGACCAUCACUGGCCUCAUCAUCAACGUGUUUACCACCAUCAUCCUGGUCAUCUACUGCCCUACUGCCACCGAGGAGGCUCCGCCAUGGGUUUUUAUUCUAAGCGCUUUGGGUCUGUUUAUCUACCAGUCACUAGACGCUAUCGAUGGGAAACAAGCCCGGCGGACCAACAGCAGCUCAGCACUAGGAGAACUCUUUGACCAUGGCUGUGAUGCAGUCUCUACAGUUUUUGUCGCUGUGGGAUCGUGUAUAUGCGCCGGCAUCGGCACCGACCCCAACUGGAUGUUCUUCUGCGGCUUUGUGGGAAUGUUCAUAUUCUUCUGUGCGCACUGGCAGACGUACGUGUCCGGGACACUCCGCUUUGGCAUUGUUGAUGUGACUGAGGUCCAGAUCGCGAUUAUAAUCAUGUACCUGAUGUCUGCUUUUGGAGGAGUGAGCCUUUGGCAGACUACGGUGCCGGUGCUUGGCUUGAAAUUGCAAGUGUUCCCCAUCGUGGGCAUCAUCGGGGGAUUUCUGUUGUCAACCUACAACUACUUCUUGGUCAUCCUGAGCGGCGGCGUGGGCAAAAACGGCUCCACGGUGGCAGACACCAGCGUGUUGUCUCCUGGCCUGCACAUCGGCCUCAUCCUUACCUUGGCCUUCAUCAUCUUCAAGAAGUCCUCCAGCCAGCUGUUCGAGCAUCAUCCUUGCCUCUACAUCCUCACCUUUGGCAUGGUCAUGGCUAAGAUUUCCAACAAGCUGGUGGUUGCUCACAUGACCAGGAGCGAGCUUCAUCUCAGCGACACAGCCUUCAUCGGCCCCAGCCUCCUCUUCCUCAACCAGUACUUCAACAGCUUUGUUGACGAGCACAUCGUUCUCUGGAUUGCGCUGAUCCUGUCUGUGGAGGACCUGACACGUUACUGCACAGGUGUGUGCCUACAGAUCGCCUCGCACCUGCGCAUCCGAGUGUUCAGCAUCACCCCGCCCACAAGCCACACCCACAGAGACUGACAAUUUGCCCGGCGGGAGGAGGGAGAGGCAGGGGGGCCGAACGAAGGGGUCACCCCGCUUCUCAUACCAGAGCAGGAGAACCAGACCCACAGCAGCCUUCACACUGUGGAGACCAUGCAUUAAUAACUAACAGACCUGAACUCAAGCAGUUCCACUCGGACAGAUUGGAGUUUUGCAAAACCACUGAAUAAAAAAAUAAAACACACACACACACACACACACACACACACACACACACACACACACACACACACACACCUGGGUGCUAUCUUCUACUUGUCUGGAAAGCACUGCAUAACCUGAAAUUAUUCCAUUUGUUCAUCCUGUGGAUUUCAGAAAGUUUUAAAAUCCAAUCCAUUUUUCUUUAUUUUUGAAUCGAACGAAGUGCCAAUGUAAACCCGGCACUGUCCACUAUUCGCAGUGUUCCCAUCCGCACUCUCGAUUCCCUCAGAUCGUUUCCUAUAACACUAACAUUCCAACAUUUCCAUUUAAUUCCCAUCGAGCCAAUUUGAAAAAAAAUAAUAAUAAUUGUCCUGUGAUUUGUUCAGUGAUUGCAUCGUUUGUAUUUAUUAUUGUAAUCGGACUGGAUCGAGUGUGAAAUGAAGUCAGGUCUUGGAUAAAAGAGACAUAAUUGUCCGGGACUCCGGGAAAACUGGGAACCAGGAACAUGUUUGUGCUAAAAACAGGACUCCGCCUCCACCUGGUGGAUUGUGGGUAGGGAAGACGGACGCUUCUGAUUGAGACACACACACACUGCCUGCUUUGAAGAUCUCCUUCCAAAGGGCUACUAGUACAAAUAAAUCUGAAGUGAUUUGUGUAAUAAACUUUCAUUGUCUUGAA